UGGAUUACGUCCCUACUUAUAACCAGCGGAAUCGGAUCAUGUUUCUUUGAGCCAUAAGUCAAACAUAUGUUACGAUACAUUACCAUAUAUCCAUAGCACGUAAAACCAGCCUGCAUCUUAAAUUGUUAGUAAAUCAAAAAUGUUUAAAUAUUUGGCGGGAAUUUUCGCUAAUCCGCGCAAUGACUACGCGGACAAACGCCUGACGAUGCCCCUCACCAAGAAGAUGGGCUUCAUUCGUUCUCCGCAGUCUAAGAAGUCCUCUCAGGUGAACAUAUCUUUGAAAACCAUUAUAAAUGGAGGCAGGUUGGCGACGAUUGGAAAGGGGAAGCUGGAAAACAGGGAGCAACGUCGUCGAAGGGAUGGAAAUCCCCAGGUGCCGCGAAGCAAAAGUCGCUCCUCCCUUAGCCAAAAAUUUACUAACGUCCAAAUGGAUCCCAUCAGCUAUAUAGUGAAUGUGGCAGAUUCAUCAUCAUCCCACGAAGAGAAGGAAAUUAUUCCUCAAAUAUCAAGCGAACCGAAACCUCUAGAGGAUCAGGAUACGAAAGCGUAUUGUCAGGCUAAAAAGGAAAAUAACACAUAUCCCGUUCCACCGCCAGUUAGCCGCGUUCAAAGCUUUACUGGACCCUUUAAUGCCAAUCCCUUUAAUGAGAGGGACGACCUGUCCACUUGGAAGAAGUAUUCGACUGGCGAGGAUGAGGAUCCGAUGGCUUGGGAAAUGUACUGGCUGCCAGAGGAGUUUUGGUCAGCGAAUUCUGAUUCAGCCAGCAACAAAUGAAGCAUUAUUCAGUGAAAUACAUUGUGUAGUUUACUUACAUUUU
This is a messenger RNA of Drosophila eugracilis, 818 nucleotides long. RefSeq lists its product as uncharacterized. Bases 140 to 775 code for a protein of 211 amino acids. Lineage: Eukaryota; Metazoa; Arthropoda; Insecta; Diptera; Drosophilidae. The record is from RefSeq and is a predicted model, not a curated record. The transcript has 2 exons.